CCACUUUGUAACCGGUCCCUAGAAGGGGCGGGUCUUCCUGGAAAUUUUGACUGCAGCUGUUUUCCCCCGGCUGUGAGUCAGAGCGCCCAGACUGCGGGAGAAGGAGAUACCCCUCUGCUUCUGUCCCUUCACCUGGAAGCCAUCCCUGUAACCCUGCAUCACCAUGGUGCGCCCUUCUGGCCUACUAACCCGCCAAGAGGAACCAGUGCCAUUGAAGAGCAUCUGUGUGACCUUGUCCAUUCGUGAGUUUGUGGCUGGUGUGGCUGCUACCUUAAACUAUGAAAAUGAAGAGAAAUUUCCUUUGGAGACCUUCUUUGUGUUCCCCAUGGAUGAAGAUUCAGCUGUCUACAGCUUUGAGGCCAUGGUCGAUGGGAAGACAAUUAAAGCAGAAUUAAAGGAUAAGAAGAAGGCCCACAUCAUCUAUGAGAGUGCCAUCAGCCACCGCCACCAAGCUUUCCUCCUGGAAGAGGACAAGUGCUCCAGGGACGUCUUCUGUUGCAAUGUGGGGAACUUGCAACCUGGGUCAAAGGUGGCACUCACCCUAAAGUACGUGCAGGAGCUGCCCCUGGAAGCGGAUGGGGCCCUGCGCUAUGUGCUCCCAGCUGUCUUGAAUCCUCGAUACCGUUGCUCUGGAUCGCCUGAGGACAGUUGCCUUGAUUUGAAGACUCCCAUAGUCCCUUUGGAUGACUUGCCCUAUGCGUUCAGCAUGACUGCCACUGUCAGUUCCCAGCAUGGCAUUGAGACGAUCCAGUCCAACUGCCCCUUGAGUCCUAUUGAGUACCUUGGAGAUAAGAAGACUUCUGCCCAGAUUUCCUUGGCUGAUGGACACAAAUUUGAUCGAGAUGUGGAACUCCUGAUUUACUACAGGGAGGUGCAUACCCCCAGUGUAGCUGUGGAGUUGGGGAAUCCUAAAAACAACCCAGAUGGUUUGAUGAAAGAUCCAUCUGCGAUGGUGUGUUUCUACCCAAAUAUCCCAGAAGCUGAGCCAUCAGUUAUCUGUGGAGAAUUCGUCUUCCUCAUGGACUGCUCAGGGAGUAUGCAGUGCCCCAUAAGUAAACAGGAUAAAUCACAGUUGCGCAUAGAGGCAGCCAAGGAAACACUGAUUUUGCUGCUGAAGAGUUUGCCUGUAAACUGUUAUUUCAAUAUCUAUGCAUUUGGAUCUUCCUUCGAGGCAUUCUUUCCGAAUAGUGUGAAAUACACUCAGGAUACCAUGGAAGAGGCACUGAAGAGAGUUAAACUUAUGCGGGCGGACCUAGGGGGCACGGAAAUCUUGACACCACUCCAGGUCAUUUACAGAGAACCUUCCAUCCCGGGCCACCCCCUACAGCUUUUUGUCUUCACAGAUGGAGAAGUUACUGACACGUUCAGUAUAAUUAAAGAAGUUCGGAACCACAGACUGAGGCACAGAUGUUUCUCCUUUGGGAUUGGAGAAGGAGCCUCCACCAGCCUCAUAAAAGGCAUUGCCCGGGUAGGAGGUGGCACUUCAGAAUUUAUCACAGGCAAGGACAGGAUGCAGGCCAAGGCACUUAGGGCCCUGAAACACACUCUACAGCCCGCAGUAGAGGAUGUUUCUGUGAACUGGGAUUUGCCUCGUGGUCUGUCUGCUAAAACGCUUUCACCAGAACAGACUGUCCUCUAUAAGGGUCAGAGGUUAAUUGUCUAUGCCCAGUUGACUGGGACCAUGCCGCCAGAAGAGGGAACAGGAGAAGUUUGCCUCAACUACACACUCCAGGGCAAGAGUUGUGAGAAUAAGGUGACAUUUUCCCUACAACCCAAGCUUGAUGACAACUUCACUAUUCACCGCCUUGCUGCCAAGGCCUUUCUCCAGAGCAUGGACAUAGGCUUCGGGGAGACUCCAGCAAAAACUAAAAAAGAUGUGCUGAAAGUCAGCAUUGACUGUGGAGUCAUAAGCUCCCACACAGCUUUCAUUGCCAUCAACAAGGAUGUCAACAAGCCAGUUCAGGGGCCCCUGGCUUGUAGGGACAUUCCAAGGCCGGUUCUGCUGGGUGCUGCUGCGCAGAUGCCACAAUGCAAAAGAGUUGGGUCUGCUAGGAUCUUUGGCUGUAGGCAUGGUUCACAGCCUCCACCAAAUAUCUUCCAAGCAAUGGAACCGCCUGUCCAAGACAUAAUGCCCCAGGAAUUGAAGGACCUUGAUGCUGGCUCCUGGGGAUUUGACCUUCCCACCAGAGCACCGCCAGUCUUUGGAGAGACUUAUCUGGUGCAGCUGAUAUCCCUCCAAAAUGCAGAUGGUUCCUGGGAUCUAGAUGAAGAUCUGGCCAGGAUCCUAGGUAUAAGUUUGAAAGACCUAUGGUCUGCACUCCCUGUCAAGGAUGCAGAUUCCUCAAGCUGGGCCACAGUCCUGGCGGUGGUUUGGCUACAUGCCAAGGCUAAGCACCAGAAGUGUGAGUGGGAACUUCUGGAAAAGAAGGCCAGAACCUGGAUUAACAGUAAUGCAGGCUCCAUCAAGAAAAAGCUUGUGAAAGCUGCUAUUGCUUUUACCAAGUCCUCCGUGGACCCUGCUGUCUUUGGGAUCUGAGGAGACUGUCUGGAGAAAGAAGUGCCUCUCCCCUGCUGCCGCCCUUUCCUUUACGCUCUCCUGCUGUGGUGUGUUUUUCCUUUUACACCUGGCCUGUCAGUUUCUUGACAUACAAGUGAAGGAUGCCCAUCCCACCUUGCCUCUCUGUUCCCGGUUCCCUUUGGAUAGGGCGAUCCGCUGCCCCCCCCCCAACAUGUACCCUCAGCCAAGUGCCGAUGGUCCCAGAACCUGUUCCCUUUCUUGGAGGAAUUUAAAGCAUUUAGAUAUUUAGAUAUUUACAUUCCUUCCGGGUUUUCCAGAAUGACCACAUGAAAAACAGGUGACACAGACUCCACACUAACGGGUACAGCACUGAUGUAGGAGAUCCCUAAAUAAGAGAAUUCAGUGCAUUAUAUUCGCCUGUUCCCUUUGGUCUUUUUUUUUUUUUUUUUUUUUUUUUUGAGAGAGAGAGACAUGGUGCAACUGAGCAAGGGGCAGAGAGAGAGAAUCCCACAAGGGGCAAAGGGCAGGGGAGAGAGAGAAGUGGGGCUCACCUGAACUGGGGCUCGAGCUCACCCAGUGUGGGACUCCCAGUGUGGGAACUGUGAGAUCAUGAUCUGAGCCGAAGUCAGAUGCUUAACGACUGAGCCACCCAGGCACCCCUAUUCCCUUCGAUCUUAUAUACUCAUCAUGAUCAGACUGCUGAGCUAUCCAAUUUUCUAUUCUAAGAUAGGACAAAGAGUUGGAAGGGAGGUUGAAAGCCAGCAUCGGGAUCAGUAUAACCUCAAGAUCACAAAGAGACUCCAUGGGUCCUCUGUGAGAGGCGGCACUGCUGGUGGCCUUCCUGGUUGAUUCCACUUGGAUUUUGCUAACCAGUAUCACAUGCCUUCCCUCCCACUGCCUAAGAGACGGGAUUGAAUCAUACCUUUUGGGGACAGAUGUUUCUCCUUAAUUGUUAAACUUUUUUUUUUUUAAGUUUCUUUAUUUUGAAAGAGAGAGGGUGAGAGGGUGAGCUAGGGAAGGCCAGAGAGAGAGGGAGAGAGAGAUCCAUGCAGGCUCUAUGCUGUCACUGUGGGGCCUGACACAGGACUUGAUCUCAUGAGCCAUGAGAUCCUGAGCCAAAAUGAAGAGUCGGAUGCUUCACUGACUGAGCCACCCAGGCACCCCUUAAUUGUUAAACAUCUUAGUAAGAAGCUAAUAAUGGAAUCUUUCGUCUUGGCCUGAACCCACGAGGCCUCAAAGUCAGGCUCUAUAAUCUAUAAUAAAGGAAAAAGUGGGUUUAAAGGUAGCUUUGCCUGAGACCUGAGACUGGAUCAUUCAGCCCAUGAGGAAGAAAGGGGCUCCCCAUGCUUGUUUCUGACCUUCAUGUCCCACAUACUCUGUCCUAGUGGGAAUGACCCUAUUUGACGGGGUGUCCCCUACGAUACUAUUGUAUCAAUAUUAAAAUGGCUGUCUCUACACUGCACUUUCUUGGGUCUGAUCUUUUGUGGACUUAUUUUUUGAACCUGCAUUGGUUUUAUUAUCCCUUAUUUUCCCUCUCAACGUUGCUGAUGCCUGCACGGUUUACACUGGGUCCUGUCCCCUCAUCUUCCGUUGUAGGCUGAUUUCCUGACUCACAUGAGGCAAGGAAAGGACACUGAUCAGAAAACCAGUAGUAGAAUCCUGACAAUACACUUAAAUAGUUACGUGAUAAUGGACAAAUGAUUUAACCCCCAGGAGCUCAGUAUCCCUAAAUGCAAAACUGGGAUUACACUCGAAUUCCAUUGUCACUUUCAUCUUGAAUAUUCAAGAAUACUGAGGAAGACCUCAGUAUCUGUUCACUUAUGUAGAGAAUGGCCUACACCUGAGUUCUGUUGAGCUGUUGAGUGAACCUCAGGAACAUUAGCCUGACUUCAUAGUGGAGACCGAUCUCCCAGGAUUUUCUCACAAGUCUGCUUAUGGCUGAGUGUCACCUGUGGAAUAGGGCUGUGGCAUCACCUGAAAGCCUGCUAGAAAUGCAGAGUUUUAGGCAACCCCAAGAACUACCGUAUUAAAGUCUGCCUUUUAACAAGGUCUCCAGGUAAUUCAUGUGAACAUUCGAGUUUCAGAAGUGAGGGCUUAGUCUUUAUAAAAUAGCUUGUUUAUAUCCAUGGCUGCCAUCUAGAUAGGUCCUAUUGAUGUUGUGACAAGAGACAGCUUCCCAAAGACCAUGCAACUUAUAGAACUACCCUGUGCUCAUAAAAAUAUGGCCCUUUACAUUUAUUGUACAGAUCAUUUUUUUUUUAUUACAUGUAUUAUUCCCUUCCCUUUUUCUUACCCUUCAGCUUGUGGACUAGGCUAGAGCUUGGGAACUUCUAGAGCAAAAAACAAAACAAAACAAUAACAACAAAAGCAAUCUUCCAUGUGUCUUCUUUAACAUACAGAACUGACUAUAGUUUUAAAGUAGGAUGGUUUUAUUUUUCCAUUCGAGCUCAUGCAGUAACAUGUUGUGCCAACUGUAAAUUCCUCAAAUUUAAACAAGUGUCGGUCUUCAUAAUCAACAAGUAUGUUUUGGCACAUUUAUCGAAGCCCACUUUCAAGGCUGGUGCUUCAUGUUUUUGGAAAAUAUAAAGCACCAUCUGUACUUUCAGGAACUGAUGGUCUGGGCAAGGAUCCCAGGAGAGAAACUGAGCUCAACUCCCAUUGGGCGUCCUCACCCGGCAGCUCUUUCCUGGCUGCAGAGACUUGGCCACAGGAGGAUGGCAGAUAGCACUACCUCGAGAUUCUUCCACUCACACUGAGCCCAGUACCUUCCAGAGCAGGGUACCCUACUGUGCAUAGACUUAAUGAAACCCAGUGCCUCUUUUCCCCAGUUGCAACAUAGUCACGCUGGGAUCAUGUAGCGUGUGCCGUUCCUCUCCCAAUUGAGCCGUUGCUUCCUCAAAAACAGUCCAUGUGCUUCUAGUAUCUGAUUGACUAGAAGAAAACCAAGAAAAAUCUCAUGCAAUGAGCUAAGCGCAUGUACUGUUUCUCCUACCAGCUUCAUCAGUUUUUGCCUCAGGUAUUUCGAUGAUCUCUUGUUAGAUUGUGUACACAUUUAAGAUUAUUGUAUCUUCUUGGAGAAUGCACCCUUUUGUCAUUAUGUAACACCUAUAUCCCUGAUGGAUUUCCUGGUUCUGAAAUCUGCUUUGUUUGAAAUGAGUAUAGCCGCAUCAGGUUUCUUUCUUUCUUUUAAAUUUUUUUUGUAGUGUUUAUUUAUUUUUGAGAGAGAGAGAGAGAGAGUGAGCUGGGUAGGGGCAGAGAGAGAGGGAAAGAGAUAAUGCCAAGCAGGCUCUGUGCUCUCAGCACAG
This is a messenger RNA of Acinonyx jubatus (cheetah), 5823 nucleotides long. It is a transcript of the gene VWA5A, whose product is annotated as von Willebrand factor A domain containing 5A. The record is from RefSeq and is a predicted model, not a curated record. The transcript is spliced from 19 exons. NCBI's taxonomy places the organism in Eukaryota, Metazoa, Chordata, Mammalia, Carnivora, Felidae. Bases 164 to 2536 code for a protein of 790 amino acids.